Messenger RNA from Aspergillus wentii DTO 134E9, 921 nucleotides. RefSeq names its product urate oxidase. Gene Ontology annotation, cellular component: peroxisome. The record is from RefSeq and is a predicted model, not a curated record. Gene Ontology annotation, molecular function: urate oxidase activity. The transcript has 3 exons. NCBI's taxonomy places the organism in Eukaryota, Fungi, Ascomycota, Eurotiomycetes, Eurotiales, Aspergillaceae. The coding region runs from base 1 to 921 and encodes 306 amino acids. Gene Ontology annotation, biological process: purine nucleobase catabolic process; urate catabolic process.
AUGGCUUCCCUCGCUGCUGCGCGUUACGGAAAGGACAAUGUCCGUGUAUACAAGGUUCACCGGGAUGAGAAGACUGGCAUUCAGACGGUGGUGGAGAUGACCGUCUGCGUACUGCUGGAGGGAGAAAUUGAUGAAUCCUACACAAAAGCUGAUAACAGCCCCAUUGUCGCUACCGACUCCAUCAAGAACACCAUCUACAUUCUCGCCAAACAGAACCCCGUCACACCCCCGGAACUCUUCGGCUCCAUCAUCGGAACCCAUUUCAUCAAAACCUACAAGCACAUCCACGCAGCCCACGCCAAAAUCAUUACCCACCGCUGGUCCCGUCUCAAUGUUGACGGCAAGCCCCACCCUCACUCCUUCAUUCGCGACAGCGAGGAAACCCGCAACGUGCAGGUGGACGUGACCGAGGGCGUGGGCAUUGACAUCAACACCGCCAUCUCCAACCUCACCGUGCUGAAGAGCACCAACUCCCAGUUCUGGGGAUUCCUGCGUGACGAGUACACCACUCUCCCCGAAACCUGGGAUCGCAUCCUCAGUACCGAUGUCGAUGCCAACUGGCAGUGGAAGCGAUUCAGUGGUCUGGACGAAGUUCGCGCCAACAUCCCCAAAUUUGAUGCCACCUGGGCCGCCGCGAGGGACAUCACCCUCAAGGUGUUUGCCGAGGAGAACAGCGUGAGCGUGCAGAACAUCAUGUACAAAAUGUCGGAGCAGAUCCUCGCUUUCCAGCCCCUGGUUGAAACCGUCGAGUACUCGUUGCCCAACAAGCAUUACUUUGAAAUCAACCUCGACUGGCACAAGGGCCUCAAGAACACUGGUAGAGAUGCCGAAGUUUACGCCCCCCAGACAAACCCCAACGGUCUGAUCAAGUGCACUGUGGGACGACCAAAGAGCACACUUCAGGCUAAGGCCAAGUUGUAA